AUGACAGCUCCAUCUGCCUCCUCAACAGCAGCAACACAACUAAUGGACCCCAACUCACCUCUCGCAGGUUAUCCACGCGACAACCUCAAACAUGUCGUUAUCACUGCUACCUGCUUCGCGUUCAUACUAUCCACAUUCUCUGUGGGCUUUCGAUUGGUUUCGAGGAAAAUCAAUGGAAAGGGACUGUAUCUGGACGAUUUCUUCAUCGUAGGGGCGUUGUUGUUUGAGUAUGGAAUCUCAAUUGCGGGUGUUGUUCUUCUGUACCAUGGACUAGGACAGCAUAUAAUCUACGUCCCUGCCGAAGAUCUGGUCAUAUACCAGAAAACCCUCUUCACCGGCUCCUUCCUCUACACCGGCUGCAUCGUCUGCAUCAAACUCUCCAUCCUCGCCCUCUACCGCCGCCUCUUCCCCACAAAACUCAUGCUAGCCCUCGUCUACACAGUCGGUCUUCUCGUAAUACUCUGGGGCUUUGGGGUGUGUCUCGUUGGCGGUCUGGUCUGCAUUCCCGUCCGCAAACUCUGGGAUCCCACCGUUGUCGGCGGCUGUCUAGAUUUGGCGAAAUUCUACUACGGGCUGCAAAUUCCUAACAUUCUGACUGAUGCGAUUAUCUUGGUCAUGCCGAUGAAGGUGCUCUGGGGAUUGCCCAUCUUGAAAACGCAGAAGAGUUUGUUGUCGGGUAUUUUCGUGGUGGGUAUAUUGACCUUUGUGUUCGAUAUUGUAAGGCUUGUGGCGUUGAUUGAUUUGUCGAAGAGUGGUACUGAUGCUACCUACAACGAAGUCCAGAGCUCGGUGUGGACGUGCAUCGAGCCCGCAGUUGGUAUCACAGCCGCUUGUCUUUCGAAUAUGCGUCCGUUGUUCAAGGUUACUCACGAUAAGAUCUGGGUUGGAUUAACGUCUACGCUCACAGGUCGAGGGAGUCAGAGCAGUCAGCAGUCGCUGCGCAACAAGAAUUCAGAGAUAAGUAAUAGCUCUGAACGUUCGGGUAAUUCGAAUGGCUCUUCAGGUGAGAAAAAUACUAUUUCUGGCGAGGAGGAGAAGCAAGCUGUGUCGCCGAAGACGUUGGCUUGA
Talaromyces amestolkiae is the source of this 1068-nucleotide messenger RNA. RefSeq lists its product as uncharacterized. The transcript has 5 exons. The record is from RefSeq and is a predicted model, not a curated record. Lineage: Eukaryota; Fungi; Ascomycota; Eurotiomycetes; Eurotiales; Trichocomaceae. The coding region runs from base 1 to 1068 and encodes 355 amino acids.